Messenger RNA from Anneissia japonica, 4554 nucleotides. RefSeq lists its product as uncharacterized. Gene Ontology annotation, biological process: regulation of apoptotic process; signal transduction. Lineage: Eukaryota; Metazoa; Echinodermata; Crinoidea; Comatulida; Comatulidae. The coding region runs from base 85 to 4554 and encodes 1489 amino acids. Gene Ontology annotation, molecular function: protein binding. The transcript has 12 exons. The record is from RefSeq and is a predicted model, not a curated record.
GUAUUCGCCUUUUAGAGAGCUCUGUAUUAUUCCUCCAUGAAGACAGAUUCAGUAAAUGCGGAUCACUCUCGCAUUUAAUCUCAAAUGACGACUGAAUUGGUGUAUAGCAUCAACACUAUGGAGGCGUCUUCAAGUACACAAGUUGAUGGCCCAACUUGUACAUCGCGUGCAUGGAGAAAGCGCAGGCACACGGAGGAUUCUGGUGGACAAGUGAAAAAGAAGAAAGUGGAAAAUGUUCUUAGUGACAAAGAACUGUGUCAGCUUGCCGGAAAAAUAGGCGACGAUUGGACGGCCUUGGCUUUCCAUCUUGAUUUUAGCAAGGCUGAAAUCGAAAAAAUGAAGGCCGAUAAGACGACCAUAAAUUUUGCGAUUACUUGCAUGCUUAUUGAUUGGAGAAACAGAACAGAAAUCCCUGGGAUUAGAAGUAAGCUGGCAAACCAUUUAACAAGCAUUGGCAGAAAUGACUUGGCAGGAGAAGUUAUUGAUAUGGAAGAGUCACAGACGCACGGUCAACGACAACACCGUGUCGACCUGGCAUAUACCAGUAUGCUCACAGAUAUAGAAGACGGACUCAAUCCAACUUCAUUAAAAAAAAUUAAGCGACUUUUGAGAGCUCCAAAGACUUUUGAAGAUGGUCAAAGCCUCACCCAAUAUCUGGAAGAAAAGCAUGGACUUCGUAGGACCAAUGUCUGCAUCCUACAAUCUCUACUGUUUUAUCUUAAAUUGAAGGCACUUUCAAAGAUUGUAGAGGAUUUUGGAAGGAAGAACCAUUAUGUAGUGUUUUUGUAUGAGGAUAAGCCGAUGCAAGGUAACGGUAAUACAUGUGUAAAGUUUAAACUGAAGUGCAGUCCAUCUCAGCUAAGUCCAGACGAACUCUCCGAGUUACUCAAGGAAAUCCGAGAAUUUUUGCACAUGGAUGUUGAUUGUGUGGUCAGUGCUAUUACUGAAGGAUGCACAUGCCUCAAUUUGGAUAUUCCGAAUGAGUAUAUCCCAGCUAUAAGGAACGCAGCACUUGCGAAAUCUGCGGCAUUAACAGACCUUGGAAUUUUUAAAGUUAUUAUUAAUGAAGAAUAUUUGCCUGACUUAUGUCAUUAUGUUGAGGAAGAACCUCAAAUGAUGUUACUACCUGUUCGUAAUAAUGAAGUUUCAGAGCAGUUCUAUCACUUGGCUGAGGAAUUUAAAGACAAGUGGUUUGAGGUCGGAACCAAACUCAAGGUCCCAACAAAUGAGCUCCAAAAAAUAAAGAAAGAGCAAGCUGACGAUAAUAAAAGAGCAUAUGAGAUGCUGCUUGCUUGGCGAGAAAGUUGGAAUAAAAAUGCAGACUAUUCAGAAAUGUUAGAGUUCGCAAAAUCACUAUAUAAUAAUUGUCAGAGGUGUCAUAGUCCAUACGGAGCAUGUUCCAGCCCUGGGAUACACACAUGUGCAAGUCCUGCAAGUUCAAUUGUACCACCACGAGGAGCUGUUGUUAAGGUAGCAUUGAGGAAUGUACUUACUGCAAAGUAUAAAGAACUCAAACAUCUUGACCCAAAUGUUGGAAAUCCUAUCCCCCAUAGUCUUGAGGAUAACUACAUUGAAAUUGAGCUAAAGCAAAAACAAGACAAACGACCUCUCAAAUUAAGUGCUAUUGUGGAAAAUGGCAAAGAAAUAAGAAAGGUGCUAAUUGAAGGAAGAACAGGUUAUGGCAAAACAACGUUUUGCAAAAAAAUUGUUCAUGAUUGGGCGACAUCGAGUGAUGUUGUGUUUGGUAAUAAGAUACCGCUCUUUGUUAAAGUCCACGAAAUUACAUUAGAUCAAAUUAUUCCUGCUUGUCAGGGAGGCAUUCUAAGACAAGCACUUUUUCCUAGGUUAGUGCCGUUAAUACUAGGUAAUCUCACUCAUGAUGAAAUAUGGCUAUUUAUUCAGUCAAACUCAAGUGAAUUUGUUUUUUUAAUUGAUGGGUGGGAAGAUGCAUCAGAUGAAUUGUUGGAAGCCUUGAUUGAGCUUCUUAAAGGUGACUAUCUUCCAUAUAGUACUAUAAUUGUAACAUCCAGGUCAGGGAAUCUUGGAAAUGACAUACACUUUGAUUCUCAUUUGAUUUUGGAAGGAUUUUCUGAAGUUCAAAUUCAAGAAUGCGUCAACAAUACAUUUAAGAAUAAACUAGGUGAUGGGGAUUUGUUUUUGAAAGAGAUCAAGAGAGCCAAUUUAAUAGAAUUCAUGGAGUGUCCACUGUUUGCCGUACUACUGAGCCUUAUGUGGCAAGAAUCAUCGUACCGUAGAAUUCAUGGAGGCUUACCAUCAACAUGGACAGACUUGUUGAAACAUUUUUGCAUGUUCCUAAUAAGGCGUCAUGAGAGAAAAGAAAAAGGAAGAAAGUCAGGUUACUUUGACACAUUCCAUGACAUACCUCCAUUAUAUCUUAACAUCAUGGCAAACAUUGGUAAAGUAGCAUCAGAGGCCCUGAAAAAGAACUCACUAAUGCUUCAACUAAGCCUCGAAGAUGGAACUGUCGCAGAGAGUAUUGGCUUGAUUAUUAAAUCAAGUAUUGUGACGCCACUCAAAGUAAUCCCAUCAUAUGUGACAAUUCACAGAAUCAUGUUGGAAUUCCUGGCAGCUUUUUAUUUGAAGAGUAUUUCUGAGCCGUACCCGACUGAGCUGCUGAUGUCAAAAAAUAUGAAGAUGGUGACUGUGUUCUUAGUGGGUCUCUUGAAUGCAGAAUACAAAGCUUCUGCCCUGUUGAAAACAUUCGUGGAUGAAAAUAUUCAAAAUUAUGAGCUUGCAACAGGCUGCUUAAAAGAGUGUACAAACAAGCAGAAAGUAUUGAAGGAACUUGGUGAAAUAGUUUCUAAACAUACGUAUUUGGAUUUAGGCUUCAUGGGUACGGAGAGUGGUGAAGUUUUGAAGCAUUUGUAUUCCAUGUUGCACCGGACAAAGCCAUUGAUUAUGAAGAUUGAGGCGUCAGAGGUGUUUUUUAGAGAUGACCACUCAUCAGUGAUGUUUGCAAGGCUUUUGAAAUGCUUUCCUGAUUUGAUUGCUAUUAGUCUUCCAAGGUACAUGCUGCCAUCUCAGCUCUGCUCAUUUGUCAAUGAAUUGACGACCGGAUCUAACGAACAAAGAUGUACCUCACUGGAGAAGAUAUCGUUAGUGUCUGAUAUUGAAAGUGCUGAAUGUUCUAUGAAUGUUGUCCAGUUACUGACAUUGUUUCCAAAUUUAAAUGAGCUUGUGCUUCAGGUCAGGAUGAAUACAGAUGCUUCCUCCAAGUUUCUUACUGAAGUCACCAAAAGACGUAACUUUUUGAAAAAAAUCAAAGUACUGGACUUCAGUCAUUUGACUAUAAGUGGAGAAAAAGAUUGUGAAAACAUGGUAACCAUUUUCUCUCAGCUACCAAAAUUGCAAAGAAUGAUUAUACCACGCCGGGUUUUAGCAUAUCUUUACCCUAGAUACCACCAAUAUAUUCCUUCUGGAAAGUACAUUCUCCACAAAAUGCCGGUUCUACCAACAGUUAAAAUAUCUGUUUUUCUGCAAAUAGAUAUUGAUCAAUGUACUGAUAGUCCAAAGAGCUCAAUUGAAUUAUUUCACAAUAACCUUUCCAUACCUGAUAUGCACUCUGAAACUCUCUCUGUGCCAAAUUUACGUCCAGCCUCACCAUCGAUGAACACAUUAUACCUUAAAAUGUCCAAAAGCACUGUCUGUGAUGUCAUAGAAACCGCCAAAGGGUCCUUGGUACUGGCAUACUGGAAUAGUACUUUAGGUUAUGAAAGGUCCCUUAAUCAGAGUGAAAUAAUGAUGCUAUCUCCAUCUGCUGUUUAUUUGCACUCAUUUACAUCAGGGAAUGCUAAGGUAGUGGCUGAACUUGUUUCUAAAAUGAAGCCAAAGGAAGCUAUUCUUAGUGACUCAAGCUGUGCAUCUUUGGCAACUUUCUAUAAAGCCAGUCAUACGACUAUGGAUGGAAUUGUGGAUGCUGAUUUAAGAGAAUGUUCUGUAGUUGAGAAAGCUGCAGAAGCAAUUCUUGCGUUCCCCCAUCUUCAAACUGUUCAUAUGACAGAGAAAAUGAAUCCUGUGAGCUUCCUUCAGGAGUUAAACGAUUUUGAAAUGAGUCUGGCAUUGAAUCGGAUCUAUCUAACUCUAAGUUUAGAAUCAACAUUUGAUGUUUUAAAAUCAAUAUCAAUUCAGUUUAUUGAGGUAAAAGUAUCUUCAUGUUCCAUCACACUGACUUCUCCAAACUUUAAAGGUAUUUCCAUAAUACUCGGAAAGGAUCCUACAACCUUGAUACAUUUGCCAUGGGUAAUAAUGAUACAAUUUGAAGGCGAUAAUUUAAAAUUUUUGAAAAAAAUGUUAUUACUGGUCGAGGAGUCACCUAAUUGUUUCAAGAAUUUGACAGACCUAAAAUUUGUGGAAGACGUUGUUGAUGAAAAAGCCAAUAAAAUAAUGAAUGACUUAAGAGAUCUUCUGAUCUAUUCAAGUGAUUAUAAAUUACAGACUAUCAAACCUCUAAGAAAUCAACAUGGUGAGAAAAUCAAAUCACGGAUUAAUUCAAACACCCAAAUACGUAAAUACUUAGCUAUUGCACAUAAUUAG